This is a messenger RNA of Megalops cyprinoides (Indo-Pacific tarpon), 2951 nucleotides long. Its product is annotated as serine/threonine-protein kinase PAK 6. Gene Ontology annotation, molecular function: ATP binding; protein serine/threonine kinase activity. The transcript is spliced from 9 exons. Gene Ontology annotation, biological process: protein phosphorylation; regulation of MAPK cascade; intracellular signal transduction. Lineage: Eukaryota; Metazoa; Chordata; Actinopteri; Elopiformes; Megalopidae. The record is from RefSeq and is a predicted model, not a curated record. Gene Ontology annotation, cellular component: cytoplasm. The coding region runs from base 351 to 2408 and encodes 685 amino acids.
GGCCUGCGUUUUUCAUUAAUUUAUACUGCCAGAGUCCCUCUUCGUCUCUGGGAAGAGGGAGAAGGAGGGGGGAGGAGAGGAGGAGGUGAGAGAGAAAAAAGGAAGGGAGGCUGAGCUUGGCGAAGCGACGGCGGCGGAGGAGGAGAGAGCAGGAGCAGAAUGCGGUGAGCCCAGGUGGUAAUGAGGAGAAUGAGGAGCGGCUGACAAGAAAGACUCGGUUCCGAAAAGGUUAUGUCUCAGAGGGAGCCACGUCCCUGCCUUAUCCCCCACUCCACCUCUCCGCUCCUCUCUUCACCUUUCCUGGGAGGCGUGUAAUUCAGUGUCAGGUUUGUGCUCUGUGAGACCUGACGAUGUUCCGCAAGAAGAAGAAGAAGAGGCCUGAGAUCUCAGCACCAAAGAACUUCGAGCAUCGCGUGCACACCUCGUUCGACCAAAAGCGGGGCUGCUACGUGGGCCUCCCGCCCCAAUGGCAGAGCCUAAUCGAGACCCUCCGCAGGCCCAAACCAGUGGUGGACCCCUCCAGGAUUACUCCCGUAGACCUCAAGCCAAAAAAGACCAUCGUCCGCGGAAGCUUCAUCGGGCAUGGGGACUACAUUUCGGCGGUGAUCUCUGACAUGAACCGUCUCUCAGUGACGAGCUCCAACUCCCUGAGGAAGAGCAGCCCAUCAGCACGGAAGAGGGCCCAGUCCCUGGGCCGCCUGGGGGAGGUGAAGGAGGGCGAGACGUACCAGUACGAGGACCUGGGACAGGUGGACCACAGCGGGGGCGAGCUGAGCUGGCGGGACAGGGUCCGGAACGUGCGCAGCGAGAGUGGCAGCCCUCACUUGGGCACCAAGAAGGGCGUCGGCCUCCAGCCUAACGGAGUACUGCCGCGUGCCAAGUCGACCUAUGAAGUCAGCGUCAGCUCCCUGGACAAGUGCGCCUCGCCUGGUGACGGGGCGACGCCCAGCCCGGGGCCAUACGUGCACAGCGAGGUGAGCAGCCCCACAGAGAGGCUGGUGGUGAGACGCGAAAAGGCCCCCAGGAUUGCCCCGCCCGGCCAGAGGCCCGUGUCCUGCUUCUACACUCCCACUGUACCCGCCCAGCAGCCUCACGCCGACGCGGGAGGCCUCACGCCAGAGCUCCGUCCGCAUGAUCGACUCCAGAUCCAUCCUCAGAACAGCCCAGGAAGGCCUUUCUCCUCCUACGACCUCAAGGCUGAGUCUGUUCUGAGGCACCAUCAUGGCUUCCUGCCCAAUGGUACAAGCAGUCCACUUGUGGGUGGUACUAGAACUCAUAAGUCUGUGCGGCCCUCAUCCAGCUACACCAUCGGGCUGUCUCCUAACAUCAGCUUGCGGCAGAACGGGCCUGACUCAUUUCUGAGUCCCAAGCCCAGCCUCCCCAGACAGGACAGCCCGUCACAGCCUCGCCCCUCCCCCACGGGCUCCCUCGCCACCAGCCCCCCCGGCACCUGCUCGCCCUCCUUCAGACCCCCCCAGCACCCCUCCCCCAGACCCCCGCCCGACCCCCCGAAGGUGACCCACGAGCAGUUCAAAGCCGCCCUGCAGAUGGUAGUGGACAAGGGAGACCCCCGCUCCUACCUGGAGAACUUUGUGAAAAUCGGGGAGGGCUCAACAGGGGUGGUGUGCAUCGCCCGGGAGAAGCACAGCGGCCGGCAGGUGGCAGUGAAGAUGAUGGACCUCCGGAGACAGCAGCGCCGGGAGCUACUCUUCAACGAGGUCGUCAUAAUGAGGGACUACCAACACAGGAAUGUAGUGGAGAUGUAUAAGAGUGCGCUUGUGGAGGAGGAACUCUGGGUAAUAAUGGAGUACCUCCAGGGUGGCGCUCUGACCAACAUUGUGUCUGAAACCAGGUUAAAUGAGGAGCAGAUAGCCACAGUUUGUGAGGCUGUGCUGCAGGCUCUGGCGUACCUGCACUCACAAGGCGUCAUCCACAGGGACAUCAAGAGCGACUCCAUCCUCCUCACCCUGGACGGAAGGAUCAAGCUGUCAGACUUUGGGUUCUGUGCUCAGAUCAGUAAGGACAUCCCCAAGAGGAAGUCUUUAGUGGGGACACCGUAUUGGAUGGCCCCGGAAGUCAUCUCAAAAACGCCCUACAGCACUGAGGUGGAUAUAUGGUCUCUGGGCAUUAUGGUGGUGGAGAUGGUGGAUGGAGAGCCGCCCUACUUCAGUGAGGCCCCGGUGGCAGCCAUGAAGAGACUGCGAGAUGAGCCAGCGCCUACAGUCCGGAACACACACAAGAUCUCCCCCAUGCUGAAGGACUUCCUGGACCGCAUGUUGACUCGGGACCCUCUGGAGCGGGCCAGCGCCACCGACCUGCUGGAGCACCCCUUCCUCCUGCAGAGCGGGUCGCCGCAGUGCCUGGUGCCGCUGGUGGAGCAGUACCGCAAGCGGAUGUCCCGGUGCUGAUCUGGGGGGCCCAGUCCCCCCCCUCCUUUCUGUCCGCCCUGCCUGGGCCCUGAAAUUCAACCCGAUGAGGGUGCCGGGCACGCACAUCCCAGUGCUCACCUGGACAGCCCAGUGGCCACCGCGUCCCAUGAUGCUUGAAUGGGGGGCACUAGUUUCUGAAGAGUGGCAGGUCUGGAGGAAACUGAGUGGAUCGUUAAAGCAAAGCACUUUAAUCGAUGGGUGGACACUUGCGGGUGCAGUGCAAUGACUGCUCGUAAGCAACGGUAGUUCCUUUAAUUAAAUUCAACAUGGGUGGAGAGCACCUGUCAUCGAUAUCCUGUCUCCAUGUAAUGUGAUUCCUCAUUAAUCAACAUGAACUCAAUGUCACUACAAAUAAGAGGUAGCGAUCGAAGAAUCGCAGGCAGAGUGCUCAAAGGACACAAUACAGAAAAAGUGUGUUGUCCAUGACUGAUUGUCCUUAUUAGGACAGGGAUACAUGUUGUCUGCGAUCCAGUUGGGUUGAGCAGCGUCUCGUGGCCCACAGGAAGAAUGAUGUGUGAUAAU